UUCGUAGCUCCGCCCCCUGGGCCGCGCCAGGGCUGCCGGGAAGCGGCGCCAUCAUGGCGGAUCCGCCGGAGGAGGCGGGGGGUGGCCCGGCCCAGCCCGGGGCGGGGGUCGCGGGGCCCCCCCGGGGGCGGCAGCGGCUGGAGGCGCUGCUGAACCGCAGCCUCCGCAUCCGCAUGUCGGACGGGCGGACCCUGGUGGGAGCGUUCCUGUGCACGGACCGCCAGAGCAACGUGAUCCUGGGCUCGGCACAGGAGUUCCUCAAGGCCGCAGACGCCUUCCCGGGCAGUGAACCCCGAGUUCUGGGGCUGGCCAUGGUGCCCGGGCACCACAUCGUGUCCAUCGAGGUGGAGCCCCCCUACCCCUGAGGGACCCCCUGGACGGACCCCAGAACACCCCAGGGACCCCCAAAACACCCCAUGGACCCCAAAAACACCCGACGGACCCCCAAAAACACCCCAGGGACCCCCAGAAACACCCCAGGGACCCCCAAAACACCCCAGGGACCCCCCAAAACACCCCAGGGAGCCCAAAAACACCCGACGGACCCCCAAAAACACCCCAGGGACCCCCAAAACACCCGACGGACCCCCCAAAACACCCCAGGGACCCCCAGAAACACCCCAGGGACCCCAAAACACCCCAGGGACCCCCCAAAACACCCCAGGGAGCCCAAAAACACCCGAUGGACCCCCAAAAACACCCCAGGGACCCCCAAAAACACCCAAUGGAACCCCAAAACACCCGAUGGAACCCCAAAAACACCCCAGGGACCCCAAAAACACCCGAUGGAACCCCAAAAACACCCCAGGGACCCCCAAAACACCCCAGGGACCCCCAAAACACCCCAAGGACCCCCAAAAACACCUGAGACCCCCCCAGUGCCUCACGGACCCCCUGGACGGACCCCAAAACCCUGAUGGACCCCCCAGUGCUGGGACAGACCCCCCCCCCAAAAUCCACGUGGGGCCCCCCCCGAUGCCUGAACGACCCCCCAAGACUUCGAGCCCCCUCCCCCCUCCCCAAAAUGUCCCUGGGGGUUUUUGGGGGUCACCAUUAAAGCCCCCCCUGGUGACGCUG
Vidua chalybeata is the source of this 1077-nucleotide messenger RNA. It is a transcript of the gene NAA38, whose product is annotated as N-alpha-acetyltransferase 38, NatC auxiliary subunit. Gene Ontology annotation, molecular function: RNA binding. Bases 54 to 365 code for a protein of 103 amino acids. The record is from RefSeq and is a predicted model, not a curated record. The transcript is spliced from 3 exons. Lineage: Eukaryota; Metazoa; Chordata; Aves; Passeriformes; Viduidae. Gene Ontology annotation, cellular component: NatC complex.